Messenger RNA from Cuscuta campestris, 2706 nucleotides. NCBI's taxonomy places the organism in Eukaryota, Viridiplantae, Streptophyta, Magnoliopsida, Solanales, Convolvulaceae. The record is from the annotation of a GenBank genome assembly.
UUCAAUUCAAACUUGAUGUUCUAAACCAACCGUGCCAAUUAAUAUUUUAUUUCAAUAUCUCCAAUCACACAAACAAUAAGAUUUUCUAUCUAUUUGCAUGUAAAAAAAACAAGAAGAGCAUGAUAAUCUCAAAAAGCUCCGUCACUGACGUCCGAUCAAGCAUAAGCGAAAAUGCCGUCGCACAAGACGUUCAUGAUCAAGAAGAAGCUGGCGAAGAAGCAGAGGCAGAACAGGCCGGUUCCGUACUGGAUCCGGAUGCGCACCGACAACACCAUCCGCUACAACGCCAAGCGCCGCCAUUGGCGCCGCACCAAGCUCGGGUUCUGAGGAUGCUUCCCUGCCCGCGCAAUCCGCGCUUGAUCUGCGGAAACCUUGUUUUUUUUCAUGCCUCUCAUUCUGAAAAUCUGGAACUCUGUUUAGGUGAAGGGCAAUCCACCACGAGGCCUUCGUUGUUUGACGGAACGAACUACACCUAUUGGAAGGAGCGGAUGAAGAUUUACAUCCAAUCCACCAACUUUCUCCUAUGGAGAAUUAUCAAGAAUGGUGAAGACGUGCCCAUGAAGAAGGUCGGGGAAACCAACUUUCCUAAGACCGAAAAUGAGUAUGAUGCUCAAGACAUCAAGAAAGUGGAGAACAAUGCCAAGGCCAUCAACAUCAUCUAUUGUGCCGUUAACCCGGAUGACUACCGGAAGAUCUCUUGUUGUUCCACCACCAAGGAAAUGUGGGACAAAUUAGAAAUCACCUACGAAGGUACGGAUCAAGAGAAUGAGAAAAUCGAUGAGAUGUUUGAACGAUUCUCCAAAAUCCUCAAUGAUCUCCAUGCUCUCAAGAAGACGUACACGGACAAGGAACUUGUGAGAAAAAUCCUGCGAAGCCUCACACCGGAGUGGCGCUCCAAAGCCAAUGUCAUCCAAGAAUCCAUCAGCAUUACCAACGUCACCAUUGACGGGCUCAGAGGUAACCUCAAAACCUAUGAGUCUACCAUUCUAUUCCCCUCUUUAGGUGAACAAAAGAAGAAGGGGAUUGCACUCAAGGCUUCCUCAAGUCAAGAACCUACCAUGGAGGAAUCAAGCGAUGAAGACAAUGAGUUCAGGCUCGUUAUCAAAAAGUUCCACAAGUUCAUGCGAGGUCAAAGAAAGAGAUCCCACACUGGCAAGAACGUGGCUUCCUCAUCGGCUCCUCCACUGGCGACGCACAAGUACCUCGACGGGUCGUUCCUUUGGUUCAACGACCGCACAGAGGCAACGCGAUUCUCGGAGAAGUUUGAGCACCGGGAGAUCCUCCCUCCCCGGUUUUCCACCAGCCGCUUCAUUCAUGGAUUUAUUCCACGGCAGGCACAGGUCAUCCUUCAAAAAGGACACUUCCUCAACCUCCUCUACAUCAAGAAGAAUGACUAUCAACCUUUUCUUGUUCGAGCCUUCUACUCGAACUUGAAAAAGGAUGAGGACGGAUCGUUGAUUUCAAACGUCAAUGGGGUGGAGAUCUAUUUGAAUGAGGAGAACAUUCAAAUUCUCACCGGGCUUCGUUGGGACGGACAGGAUCUAGGCCUCUAUGUCGGAGAAGAAGGAGCGCGGUUCAACGAGACCGCACUCUUGGAGGAAGUGGGCAUCCAAAACUUCGUCCCCACUCCCCAACAGUGGCGCCCUACGAUUACUUCCAUGAGUCUCGUGUUUCGAUUCAUUUUCUAUGUUUUGACACAGAUUCUCAAGCCUAGGAAGUUCAAUCACACCACUCUCUCCCAAGAGGACAUGAAGACGAUCCAUGCGAUGAUUAACAACGCCAAUAUCAAUUGGUGUAAGUUUGUGAUGACUCACAUGUUCAAUGCCACCUCCGACAACCGACCGCUUCCCUAUGCUCUUCUUGUCAUGGCGAUCCUUGAUGAGUUCCACAUCAAGACGGACGUCGGGCCGAAAUGCAAAGGGACGAAGCAUUGGGAGAUUGACGAGUCCUCCUUCCACCCGGGAACCGAUGAAGCUACGUUCUCGCAGCCUCGUCCUCGCCGCCAAACAAGAGCCACCGCUUCGACCGCCAUAGCUUCGACCAACCCUUCUCUCGCCGAGCAAAUGGCGGCUUUGACCACCACCCUUUCUCGGAUUGACACCAACGUCUCCAAAACGGCCCAAAAUGUCAAUAUUUUGAGCUGUGAGCUUCACGGGUAUUUUGACUUUGUCAACUACCCCUACGCUCAAAUGGUCCCUUAUGUUCCUCCGCCAAACCUCGGUGGUGAACCAAGUGGGACUAACAACGUUGGAGGAGAAGAAGAAGCAGCGAAUGACGAAGACAAAGAAGAAGAGGAAGAGGAAGCCGAAGAAGAAGAAGAAGACGACGAUGAUGGCAGUGGUGAUGAAGAAGAAGAGGAAGACAUCGACAAAGAACAACUUCUCGAUGAUCUUUCACAGGAUUUCUAGAGCUCUAGCUCUUUUCUCUUCUCUUCUUUAUUUACUGUGCUUUUUAAAUUUGCUUCCGUUAUGUACUCCGCUAUUUCCCUUAAUUAAUAAAUAAAAAUCUUUAUGAUUUUUAUUGUUAAAUCUUUUUGUUAAUGUCAAAAUGGUGAAGAUAAGGGCUAUGCAUAUAUUAAGGGGGAAUUUCUGUUUUUUUUCAAAAAGAUCAAAACCCUAUGCAUAUCCCCGUCUUGUUUGCCAUUAUCAAAAAGGGAGAAAUUGUUGGAACACACUUUGGACGUUUAACUAAAGUCGUGUUCAUUUC